Molecule: messenger RNA, 2180 nt
Organism: Sphaeroforma arctica JP610
Lineage: Eukaryota; Ichthyosporea; Ichthyophonida
Exons: 2
Coding region: 6-1637 (543 amino acids)
Molecular function (GO): DNA binding
Source: RefSeq, a predicted model, not a curated record
GUCAGAUGUUGUCAAAAAAAGAUCAACCCCCCUCCCCAGAGGAUCACCGUAAAGGUGCCAGCGCCUUGCUAAUGGUCGCUGAACGAGAAUACAACCACCCCGCUUAUCACUCUCAGAACUCGAACGGCGAGGCUGGUCGACACAUCGAGAAUAAUCGCUCGUGGUACAACAACCGUAGAGAUAGACCUAUCAAUUCAAAUACCAAAGGUAAUCAUUCUACGAGCAUGCUUCAAAAGGAAUCACGGGCGGUCUCGUAUACUUCCGUGAGCAGUCUCUCUGGUAUGAACAUGGACAACCUUCAUGUACACUCCGAAGAAUCACGCCAAGACAAAGGUAACCAUGGUCAAGGCUUUGCGACCGAUAUACAGUUUCCCAGUCCAAACACUACGAAGCAGCAGCGAUCACGCACAAGCUUCUCACCGGCACAGCUACAGAUACUUAACGCUGAGCUGGAGCAAAACGACCAGCCCAGCUCAGAGAAACGGCUAGAGCUACAGAUGAAACUCAAACUGCCCGAGAAAACCAUACGUUACUGGUUUCAGAACAAGCGGCAAAAGAAACGUGACGAGCUCAAGCGCGAGCAGGCUGAGACAGACGUGCACAGCAAGAAAGCCGGCAACAGCAAGUAUGUUGGUGUGAGUGCGAAUAAAACACGUGCUUCUCCCGUAUUGAAGGCAAGUGAGGGGCCUAGCAGAGGGCCUUCGCCUACGUAUCAACAACGCCCAGCGAGUGCGCAGGAGCGUCCGAGCAUACACGGUCAGAUGGAAAUGAGUAGUAAUACUAUUCCACAGGUGCAGUAUUCACGCAGACAGCCAUCUGUGCUCAGUUCACCACAGCCCUACCACCCAUACAAGUCUAUUCGAAGAAGUGCCUCCAACGAUAGCCAAAAAUUCGAUAUUACUGUCGCGGCGUUGGCUGAACUACAGCACGUUCUACCGGGACACUUUCGUUGUGAAACACCCGAAGCUGCAAUGGAGAGUGCUGCUACGUACAUCAAAAGUUUGCAACGCGAUACAAUAGCUCCGCGCUUCAACGACAGCCACUACCUGAGCGCAGGUAAUAGUUACAAUGAGCGAUACGGAAAUCGCAUAUCCCCACGGUACGGUAACAGAGGCCCAUACGAGGUAACCCCCCAUUACCAAGGACUUCCACCACCACCUCAUGCAGGAAUUGGUAUGUAUGAACAACCACAUGCGUAUGCACAUUCACGCUCCCACUCGAGCAUGAGCAUGCACACAGACCAAUUGAGGACACGACGCAACAGUGAGAGACUGCAACAGCUGGCGUACAAUCCUGAUCAUCCUAUGGUACGCUCGCCCCAGCCACGCUUGCGACACUCUUACACAAGAGAGUCCUCCAGAGACUAUGGCCCGCCAUCGGCGUCGUUCUCACGAAGCCGCACGAAUGAGGAAACAGAACUCGAGCACGCACACACCAAAGGCGCGCACAACACCAACCAAAACACCACCCACGACUCCAUGGAUAGCCGAGGUACGUGCGAAACACGUGACUCCCGUCUUCACGAGCACGAUGGGCGUGAAAAGGAACUUAGGCGCCUCGCACGUACACAAUCGCAGUGUGGCAACGAUGACACGGAUGCAAGCCACGACGAGAACGAGCGACCCAUCAAGUGGUGAUCAUUGGUCGGCGUUGUAGGAGGAAUGUGAAAUGCGAGACACUGUGUGACCAUCACCAGUCAAAUCGCGUACUGAGUACCGUGAGAGAAGCAUUUUAGAACAGUGGGUAUGGGUUGUAUGCUUCGGGACGUUAAACACUGCUUCAAAAUGAAGCGUGUUUGGAAACUUUAUCACACCCACUGGUGUAUGUACAGAGCAUACAAACGCACACGUUCGAGUAAAAAAAAGUCAGUGUAAAUGCACUGAUAUGGUCAUAAUCGAGUGCGCCUGAGGCCCGCUUCGCAGCGACUCGAUACACCAGGAAAGCAGAUGGGUUAAGAAGCAAAGUUUCUGAGCUAUAGGGUGUCAAAAUACCGACAUUAUUGUUGGUGGCGGUAAGCAAUACUUUUCAAAGACUUAAACGCCUUGAGGGUUGGAAAGAAAAAUAUUCCAACACGCAUCUAUAGAUGCGAGAUGUGAGUAAACAAAUGGCCGCUCACAGUACAAAAUAAUAUAAACGUCGCUGGUUGACGUUUAUAGAAAGCGCUAAUAAAAGAACUCAGC